Hippocampus zosterae (dwarf seahorse) is the source of this 3679-nucleotide messenger RNA. RefSeq names its product solute carrier family 8 member 2a (gene slc8a2a). NCBI's taxonomy places the organism in Eukaryota, Metazoa, Chordata, Actinopteri, Syngnathiformes, Syngnathidae. Gene Ontology annotation, cellular component: postsynapse; axon; sarcolemma. Gene Ontology annotation, molecular function: calcium:sodium antiporter activity. The transcript is spliced from 11 exons. The record is from RefSeq and is a predicted model, not a curated record. The coding region runs from base 71 to 2827 and encodes 918 amino acids. Gene Ontology annotation, biological process: calcium ion import across plasma membrane; cell communication; sodium ion transmembrane transport.
UCACUUGUUUCUUUCUGGUUUUCCAACAAAGUCUUCUGACCCAGCGACUCCUCAGUGACCCGUUUGAGAUAUGGGACCAAUACGAUUCCGGAUUUCAACAGUCCCCGUUACCCUUCUCCUGGUUCUUCUCCUUUCCAAUCCUUCCACCGCCUUCAGACCGCCGGUUGUUGAACGACCAUCAGGCCCUCAUCAGCCCCAGCCCUCGAACGUCACAGGAGCCGACAAGAGGACUUGUUCCGGCAAUGUAGUGUGUAAACCUGGCAUACUGUUGCCAGUGUGGUUGCCACUCAACCCUCCUCAAGGGGAGAGGGCAGGAAGAGCCGUCAUCUACUUCCUCUGCCUCAUGUACAUUUUCCUGGGAGUGUCCAUCAUUGCGGACCGCUUUAUGGCAUCGAUCGAAGUCAUUACCUCUCAGGUGAAGGAGAUAACCAUCACCAAACCUGAUGGAGAGACAACAGUAACCACAGUACGAAUCUGGAAUGAGACUGUCUCCAACCUUACACUCAUGGCUCUGGGCUCUUCUGCUCCCGAAAUCUUGCUUUCUGUCAUUGAGGUGUGCGGGCAUAACUUUGAUGCGGGGGAGCUCGGCCCAGGCACCAUUGUUGGAAGCGCUGCCUUCAAUAUGUUUGUGAUUAUCGGCAUAUGUGUGUGGGUGAUCCCUGAUGGAGAGUCUCGCAAGAUUAAACACCUGCGAGUGUUUUUUAUCACCUCUUUCUGGAGUAUCUUCGCCUACAUUUGGCUCUAUCUCAUACUAGCCGUCAUAUCUCCUGGGAUCGUAGAGGUGUGGGAAGCCAUGGUGACCCUGCUUUACUUUCCGGUGUGUGUGUUAUUGGCUUGGAUCGCUGACCGGCGCUUGCUCUUCUACAAAUAUCUUUCUAAACGUUACCGUGCUGACAAAAGACAUGGUAUCGUGGUGGAAAUGGAAGGCGACAUUACACCCAAAGACCAUGAUAUUAUCAUGGACGGAAAGAACGCAGAUGGCAUUUCCUACCCUAGAAACUCCUCAAGUGUGACAGUGUCUGUCCAAACAUCGAGUGAGAUGGACCAGAACCAAGAUGAGGUGGUCCGUAAGCUAAAAGACCUGAGGGAUAAACACCCGGAGAAAAACCUAGACCAGCUUAUCGAAAUGGCCAACUACUCCACUUUGGUUCAUCGGAAGAAGAGUCGAGCGUUUUACCGUGUCCAGGCAACUCGCUUGUUGAUAGGUGCUGGAAACCUACUAAGGAAACAUGCUGCUGAAUACUCACGCCGCACAGCUGCGGCAGGUCAGGGGGAUGACAAACGUAUCUGCUCUCACAUUUGUUUUGAAAGUGCCCAGUAUCUGUGCACAGAGAACUGUGGUACUUUGAGCCUCUGGGUGAUCCUUGAUGGGGGCACAGCCCAGAACACCUUUUAUGUGGACUACCGUACGGAAAACGGUUCUGCCAACGCUGGGGCUGAUUAUGAAUUUAACGAAGGAACCCUGAUAUUUAAGCCAGGAGAAACGCGGAAAGAGAUCAAGGUGAACAUUUUGGAUGAUGACAUCUUUGAAGAGGACGAACAUUUCUUUGUCCGUCUUCAAAAUCUGAGGUUAGAGGAGGGUGGUGGUGAAGGGACAGGAUGUUCACCAAAGGGCAGACUAGUGGAGCCGCUGGUUGCCACUGUCACUAUUUUGGAUGAUGACCAUGCUGGCAUCUUCACCUUUGGUCAGGGGGUUUUGCGGGUGAGUGAGAGCACAGGCACACUGACGGUGACAGUGGUGAGGAACUCAGGCUCCAGGGGUACCGUUUCUGUACCAUAUCAUACAGAGGACGGCAGUGCCAAAGCUGGAGUGGACUACGAGCAGGCCAAGGGUGAGCUGGAAUUUACCAAUGAACAGACCAGCCAAACCUUAAAAGUUCACAUUAUAAAUGUGGAAGAGUAUGAAAAACAGGAAAACUUCUUUAUUGUGCUCAAAGAGCCGAAAUGGCUAAAGCGAGGACACUCUGGUCACCCCACCACUGAGGAGGAAGAAGCUCGGCGGACCUCUGAGAUGGGCAAGCCCAUUCUAGGAGAGCACAGCACGAUAGAGAUCAUCAUAGAAGAGUCCUGUGAGUUUAAGACUACUGUGGAUAAACUCCUUAAGGAUACAAACAUGGCGGCUGUGAUUGGCUCACGUUCAUGGAAGGAGCAGUUCAUUGAAGCUGUCACAGUCAGUGCAGGUGAUAUUGAUGAUGACAGCCAAGAUCAGCCAAUGCCGAACUGCUUUGACUAUUUCAUGCACAUUUUGUGCAUUUUUUGGAAGAUCCUUUUUGCGUGUAUACCGCCAACUGAGUAUUGGAAUGGGUGGGCCUGUUUUAUAGUGUCAAUAUCACUCAUCGGUUUCUUAACAGCCAUUAUUGGAGACCUCGCGUCCCAUUUCGGCUGCACAGUUGGCCUGAGAGACACUGUCACUGCAGUGGUAUUUGUAGCCUUAGGGACUUCGCUUCCUGAUACAUUUGCCAGCAAGGUGGCUGCCACCCAGGACCAAUAUGCAGACGCAUCAGUGGGAAAUGUGACCGGAAGCAAUGCUGUGAACGUGUUCUUAGGUAUCGGUGUAGCCUGGUCUGUGGCUGCUAUUUAUUGGGAAGUCAAAGGGAAGGUUUUUCGUGUCGAUGUUGGCUCACUGGCCUUCUCGGUCACACUCUUUACCAUUUUUGCCUUCCUCACAAUGGGAGUGUUAAUGAUCCGCCGAAGGCCCUCAAUAGGUGGUGAACUGGGAGGCCCUCGGAUUCCCAGAAUCCUGACAUCACUGAUUCUCUUUGGACUUUGGUUCCUUUACAUUCUCUUCUCAAGUUUGGAGGCCUACUGCCAUAUAAAAGGCUUCUGAGAAGGCAUUGUUGGGAACACUAAUUGCACAAAGAUAUACAGUAUUCCUUUGGAAAGAACUAAUUACUAAUUAAUUUUGAGAAGACCCAUCAUCACUUCCGGCAUGGCAUAAAAAAAACACUUGAUCAUUACAGGAAUUCAUUGUAUUAUUAUGUACUGAGUAUACAGUGUUAAUCAAACAAAGAACAAAUGGUUCAUGUUUUUUGUCUAAAUUAAUUUUAUGCUGGCUUGAGGCUGUGUAACUCAUAAACUGUAUUAGAAGUUCAUUUUCCCCCCCUUAUUGGGGUUCUUCAAUGAAAUAGCUUGCUCUUGAAUGAAAUGGCUUACAUUUUUUAAAAUUAUUUUAAAAUAAUGGAUCGUACCACCACUCUGCCUUUCAAUUUCCUUGAUUUUAUUUUGUCCACACACCUCUGUAUUUGAUUGUUCUCAUUAACAACAAUGAAAUGAUAGAUUUACCCUGUUCACGUGUAAAACAGACUGUCAAAAAUAACCGAACUGUACAAUUGGAUUUAUAUUCUUGUCAUAAACAACAGUUUAAAAGAUAAACUGUUGGCAUGGGGUAUGUGUUUCUCUAAGCAGCACUGGCCAUUGUUUGCUUGACCAAAUGAAUCCACUGUGACAACAAAGUAAUGCAUACAUGUUGACAAGACUGGACAUUAUUUCUAUUUUAAGCUACACAAUGACAAAUCUAUAUUUCAAUGGUCAGUCAGUUUGAAUGUUCUAAAUAAAUUUUGAAAAGAAUUAUCUGUUUUGGGGGGGCUGGGGAUUGUAAUUUUAUGUACUGUAUCUGUAAAUUAUUGUAAAUGUUCUAAAUAGAUGACUACAAUAUAAUUUAUUUAUGUGAGAAUUAUAA